ACAGCUGCAGUCACAGAUCUGUGCAUUUGUGAAGAAAAUCAGACUGAAUUCAUCUGCUCUUUCUAAACAACUGACUCAAAAACUGAGCGCAGACAUGUCAACUGCCAGCAAUCUGCGAGCUGAAGAUCAGUUUCUGUGCGCCAUCUGUCUGGAGGUGUUCGCCGAUCCAGUCACCACACCAUGUGGCCACAACUUCUGCAAAAGAUGCAUCACUCAGCACUGGGAUGUUAAUAUGCCCUGCCGGUGUCCCAUGUGUAAGGAGACGUUCAACACGAGACCUCAGUUGAAGGUCAACACUUUGCUUUCUGACGUGGUUUCUCAGUUCAAACGAGAAGCUCAGAAGAAAGCCAGCAGCAGCAGCUCAGAGCAACAAGCUGCCAAACCGCAACUUCCCUGCAACGUCUUCACUGGAGCCAGACCAAAGGCCCCGAAGUCCUGCCGUGAGACACGCCUGGACCAUCGUCAACAUCUGUACAGAGAGUUGGAAAGAGAGUGUGAGCUAGCGAGAGAGUUAGAGGAAGAGCGACGGCAAGAUCUGUUGCUUGAGCUAGAAAGAGAGAGUGAGCUAGCGAGAGAGAGACAGCAAGAUCUAUGGAGCGAGGUAGAAAGAGAGUGUGAGCUAGCGAGAGAGUUAGAGGAAGAGCGACAACAGGAUCUGUUGGUUGAGCUAGAAAGAGAGUGUGAGCUAGCGAGAGAGUUAGAGGAAGAGCGACAACAGGAUCUGUUGGUUGAGCUAGAAAGAGAGAGUGAGCUAGCGAGAGAGAGACAGCAAGAUCUAUGGAGCGAGGUAGAAAGAGAGUGUGAGCUAGCGAGAGAGUUAGAGGAAGAGCGACAACAGGAUCUGUUGGUUGAGCUAGAAAGAGAGUGUGAGCUAGCGAGAGAGUUAGAGGAAGAGCGACAACAGGAUCUGUUGGUUGAGCUAGAAAGAGAGAGUGAGCUAGCGAGAGAGAGACAGCAAGAUCUAUGGAGCGAGGUAGAACGAGAGUGUGAGCUAGCGAGAGAGUUAGAGGAAGAGCGACAACAGGAUCUGUUGGUUGAGCUAGAAAGAGAGAGUGAGCUAGCGAGAGAGUUAGAGGAAGAGCGACGGCAAGAUCUGUUGGUUGAGCUAGAAAGAGAGAGUGAGCUAGCGAGAGAGAGACAGCAAGAUCUAUGGAGCGAGGUAGAGAUGUAGAGAGACAGAGCAAAUAUAUAGAUAGAGUUGAUUUAGAUUUUCCAAAACCCUUUUAUCAAUAAAAAUAGACAACUAAAGAUUUCA
This is a messenger RNA of Pelmatolapia mariae (spotted tilapia), 1255 nucleotides long. Its product is annotated as trichohyalin-like. NCBI's taxonomy places the organism in Eukaryota, Metazoa, Chordata, Actinopteri, Cichliformes, Cichlidae. The record is from RefSeq and is a predicted model, not a curated record. The transcript is spliced from 2 exons. The coding region runs from base 95 to 1171 and encodes 358 amino acids.